Adelges cooleyi (spruce gall adelgid) is the source of this 2386-nucleotide messenger RNA. It is a transcript of the gene Cog7, whose product is annotated as conserved oligomeric Golgi complex subunit 7. Gene Ontology annotation, biological process: retrograde vesicle-mediated transport, Golgi to endoplasmic reticulum; intracellular protein transport; Golgi organization. The record is from RefSeq and is a predicted model, not a curated record. Bases 158 to 2296 code for a protein of 712 amino acids. The transcript is spliced from 13 exons. Gene Ontology annotation, cellular component: COG complex. Lineage: Eukaryota; Metazoa; Arthropoda; Insecta; Hemiptera; Adelgidae.
AAUUAAUGUGAUAAAGACCUACAAUGGUCCAAGUGGCAAGUUCCAAUCACAUCACGUCUUCAAAAUAAGAUAGUUGACGUGACUUUUUAAAAAAAUGUUUAUAGUAAUUAUAAGUAUUUUUGUUCAUGUUUUGAGUGUUUGAACAGUUUUCAACGAAAUGGAUAUUUCAUUAUUUUCUGAAAAAGAUUUUAAUGUUGUUAAUUGGAUCAAUAAUACAUUAAAAGAUAAACCUCCAGAUCAAUGUCGAGAAAUUAUUCCAUCAAUGUUAAAAAAGUUACAACUAUGUGUAGAACAAGUCAAUGAAGUAUUAGAUGAUUCGACUGAACAAGUUCUUUUUUCUUUGCCUAAAGUAAUCAAUGAUAUCGAGCAGUUUGAAAACCAAGCGAUACAUAUCAAACAAAAAAUCACUGAUUUAAAACAGGAAAUAAAUACUGUUAAAAGUAAUACUGGAGAGUCAUUAAUAAAGUUACAAAUAUAUGAUGAAAUAAAAUGUAAAAUGGAAAUAACAAAGCAUGCUUUAGAAGAAGCAGACAAUUGGACUAAACUUAUAACCGACAUUGAAACUCUAAUUGAAAAUGAAGAAUUAGAACAAGUAACAAGUAGAAUGGUCAGAAUGCAAAAGUCAUUAGCUGUUUUGGAAAAUGUAUCUGACUAUGAAUUAAGAAAAAACCAACUUGAAGAAUUAAAAAACAAACUGGAGGUUAUUUUGACUCCAAUGCUUAAUGACGCGUUUGAAAAUCAAAAAAUUGAUGAAUCAAAAAGUUAUGUACAAAUAUUUACCGAUUUAGACAAACGCGAUCAGAUUAUCAAAUAUUAUAUAAAAUGUAACAAAAAUAAAUUGCGCAAAGAAUGGUCAUCUAAAAUAUACGAUAAAGAAAGUUCCACAAAUCCUGUAUUGUUUAUUGAAAACUUUUAUGAUGCCAUAAUCCAGCGAAAAAAACAACAGAUGGUUUUAUUUAAAAAGUUAUUUAAUAACGAAGAACAACCUGAAAUUGAAUCACAGCUGAUCCUGUCGUAUGGAGAUUUAUUUAAUACGUUAGAACUUCCAUUGUUUGAGUUAGUCGAUGUUUCCAUGAAAGCUCACCACGAACCACUUACUCUGUUAUUGAAUUUAUUUACUGCCACAGAACUAUUUAUCAAAGGCAUUAGAAAUGAUUCAAAAAUUAGUGAAUCGUUUGAUUGGAAUGAUGUACUUAUUAAUAUAUAUCGUCCCUUAAUUCCUCAACUGGCUUCUUAUAAGGAAUUAGAAUAUGAACAUACAAAAAAAAACACUGAGUUAAAACUCAAUAAUGACGAUUUAGUAGAUAUUGUACAAGCUUUUACUCAAUCUCAACUGACGGGAUUUAGAACUUCGGAAGAAGCAAAACGCAGAAGUGCGGUGUUCAAUCAUUGUGUUUUCCCAGGGAUGGUGUUUGCAAUUAACAAAAUUUUUUCCAGCAUUAUCGAAGGAGGAAAAGAGGUAUUAAAAAAAAUUUUAACAACAAUUAAAUCCGGUGAUAAUUGGAACCUAUUUCAAAUAUGCUUAAAGUUUUUACAGUCUUCUGGAGAAUUUUUACGAGAACUGUACUUUUUGGAAUCGGAAUUUAAAAGCUGUCUAUUAACAAACGAAAAUCUAGCUUUGGAAACUUCAAAAUAUUUGCUUUCUGAAGAAAAGCAAAAAGAAUUAAAUACCAUCAUUCAAUUUUUAAAAGAAGACAAACAAUGGAAGCUUUUUAGAGAAACAAUUCAAGGAACAGAGAAAUUAUGUUCACAUAUAUAUCAAACAUUUUAUAAAAUAUCAUUUCUACCAAUAUCUCAUUACUUAAAACAAGUGGACAAAGUAAAAUUCAGCAAAGAAAACUAUUCCGACUCACAUAGAUUUACACCAAGAGAAUAUAUUACGCAGAUAGGCCAAUACCUAAUUACUCUUCCUCAACAUGUUGAACCGUUUUUAGUAAGAGAUAACGAAGCAAUAACUAUAGUUUUAAACUUGGCUGACCGACGGUAUUCUGAUGCUAAUCAGGAAGAAAGUUAUACUAAUGUUUUACUGAAAAUACUGGCAAAUAACACGUGUGAUUUGUAUAUUGAACAAAUUCAAUCUUUAAGAGAUCUUAAUAAUUUUGCUGCACAACAUUUAGCAGCAGACAUAGAAUAUUUGGGAUAUGUACUGGAAGAAUUGGGGGUCAAACUUAACGACACUACUAAACAAAUAAUGAAUUUACUAAGACUACAAAAUGAAGAGUACACUAUGAAAUCAUCAUCAGUCGCUGCACCAAAAGUAGUAGCAGUAAUAGCAAAAAUUAGAAAUAUCAAAUAAAAAAUAUAAUUUAUUUAAAUUUGUACAAUUUAUUAAAUUUUAGUAUGUAAAAAAACAAAACAUAAAUAUACCAAUCAAUUUAAAAGAAAA